AUGGCUCAGCGAUGGCAAUUCAUGGUGCACCGUGAUGCUCCGGGCUGCCAGGACCCCAGAGGGGGGCGCAAGGACCCCAAAGGGGAGCACAAGGAUCCCAAAGGGGGGCGCAAGGACCCCAGAGGGGGGCGCAAGGACCCCAAAGGGGGGCGCAAGGACCCCAAAGGGGGGCACAAGGACCCCAAAGGGGGGCACAAGGACCCCAGAGGGGGGCGCAAGGACCCCAGAGGGGGGCGCAAGGACCCUGAAAGUGGGCGCAAGGACCCAGAGGGGGGCGCAAGGACCCCAGAGGGGGGCGCAAGGACCCUGAAGGUGGGCGCAAGGACCCUGAAGGGGAGCGCAAGGACCCCAGAGGGGGAGCGCAAGGACCCCAGAGGGGGGCGCAAGGACCCCACAGGGGGGCGCAAGGACCCCAAAGGGGGGCACAAGGACCCUGAAAGUGGGCGCAAGGACCCCAGAGGGGGGCGCAAGGACCCCAGAGGGGGGCACAAGGACCCCAAAGGGGGGCACAAGGACCCCAAAGGGGGGCGCAAGGACCCUGAAAGUGGCCACAAGGACCCAGAGGGGGGCGCAAGGACCCUGAAAGUGGCCACAAGGACCCAGAGGUGGGCGCAAGGACCCCAAAGGGGGGCGCAAGGACGCAGAGUUGGGCGCAAGGACCCCAAAGGGGGGCGCAAGGACCCCAAAGGGGGGCGCAAGGACCCCAAAGGGGGGCGCAAGGACCCUGAAAGUGGGCGCAAGGACCCUGAAAGUGGGCGCAAGGACCCUGAAAGUGGGCGCAAGGACCCCAGAGGGGGGCGCAAGGACCCUGAAAGUGGGCACAAGGACCCCAGAGGGGGGCGCAAGGACCCCGAAGGGGGGCGCAAGGACCCCGAAGGGGGGCGCAAGGACCCCGAAGGGCAGCACAAGGACCCCAGAGGGGGGGCGCAAGGACCCUGA
This is a messenger RNA of Tympanuchus pallidicinctus (lesser prairie-chicken), 939 nucleotides long. RefSeq names its product basic salivary proline-rich protein 2-like. Lineage: Eukaryota; Metazoa; Chordata; Aves; Galliformes; Phasianidae. Bases 1 to 939 code for a protein of 312 amino acids. The record is from RefSeq and is a predicted model, not a curated record. The transcript has 4 exons.